UGCCGCCAGCGGAAAGCAAAGGUUGUGAAAACUAGUCAUAUAUCAUACACCAAGGUCAACAUUAACAUUGCCCUAGUGUUCAAAAACGCGGCCUUCGUGUGUACAAUGUAUGCGAGGCAACAGGAAAUGCGUCUAUUCUUCCAAAGUUCAUCGGACCCCAUUGACACGCGAACUAACAGACAUAGAAACCUCACCAGAGUUGAAACCCGGCUGCAAAUGCUCGAAAGUGCACUAGGAAAGUUAUUUCCAAGCGGAGAGAUGGAAGACAUCACUCGCUCUAUACUUGCAGAUGAAUCACCCAGAGAUGCUCCGACCUCUGUUGAUACCGAUAAGCGAAUAUUUCAAGAUAUCCGCUUUGACCCCGAUGCUACGGUGUUGGGCGGUGCGUUUGACGCUACCAACCAGAUGUUUCAAGGUGACUCGAGCUUUGCAGCGCUGGGGAUAGAAUCCCAAGCCCAAGAUCCAUUUCUUGAAUAUAUAUUCAGCGAACCGAGUCUGACUAGUGGGUCGGUGACGUCUAAAAAGGAUGAAAGAGGGUUUAUCGACAGAUAUUUCCUACAUUACCACACGAUUUAUCCAUAUGUACAUGAGACGAGCUUCCGGUCAAAUUUUGAAACCCCACCGAGAACCUGUCAAUCCUGGCCAAUUCUUUCUGAUAUGGUUUUAGCCUUUGGCUCGUGGCUUUCCUCCGAUAACCACGGCGGCGGCGGGGGAGGAUACUACGCAAAGGCACAACAUCAACUUCAACAAAUUCCCUUAUCAGACAAAGGGAACAUCACCCUGAUCCAAGCGUUGCUACUUUUGAGCGACUUCGCACAAAGGCAGGGAAGCCCCGAGGAAAGCUUGCAUUUUGUUGGCACCGCUGUUCGAAAGGCGGUCGCUCUCGACUUGCACAUUGAGUCGUCGAAUCCGGAACUUACAGCGCUUGACAAGGAGAUUAGACGCCGUGUCUGGUGGGCUACAUACUGUGCGGAGAGUUGCUCCGCUAAAAUAUAUGGACGGCCGCUCAUACUCCCAGAGGAUGGAUUGAUGACAGUCAAUCCCGUCACAAACACUCAUGAUCUGGAUCCGACUUCCUUAACAUUAUCCUUCCCAACACCCACGGACGAACCGACUAUAUAUUCUGGUUUGAUAAAGCAGUCAAGCUAUCAUCGUAUGGCAAACUACAUAAACCGCCAACUCCUGUCGAGCUCCAACAUCACUCCAGGUCAUAUUCAGCGGUUCGAGCAAAUGAUAAACGAAUGGCACAGCAAGAAUCCAUCUUUCUUUACACGGCUAGUCAGGGUUGACUCUGUGAAAGAGUGGGAUUUGACAGCUCGGCGUCGCCAAUCGCUAUGUGACCAAAGUCUACGUCUUCUCAUCCAUAGACCAUUUCUACUUCAAUGGCUGAAGACUAAGUCUAUGGACAAGGACAGUGCACUUCCUGCAGAAGAGUACUCCGCGGAGGCACAGUGUCGUGUAAAGGGCGUCACUAUUGCGCGCAACACAAUCGGACAAAUUUCAGAAUGGAUCAUAAAAGGACAGACUUCCAGAUUACAUUUGUCUUUCACACUAUAUGCUCUUUUCCAUGCUCUCCUAGUUCCAGUCAUCCAUAUCAAAGGGAACCCCUCUUCGCCUGAGUCAAUAACGCACAUCCAAGACAUCGAAAGGGCGAAGAUAGCUUUGAAACAUCUUCAGGUUGAAGGGGAUGCUCUUUCCCAAUCCUUUAUCAUCGUACUAGAUCGUCUUUUUGCUGUGGUAUCUCAAUCUAUUAAAAGAGGCAGCUACCAACGAUUACCUGGCGAAGAUGCAACCUCUUCCAAACCAGGUGAUUUCCAGAUACCCGGGAAGAAUAUUUUCGGAAAUGAGGAGCUGGCAGUCCUUGAGAAUGUAGCUCUCAAGGGGCAAUCUGGAGUUGAUUUUUCAGAAUGGUUAAACUAA
This is a messenger RNA of Penicillium crustosum, 1920 nucleotides long. Its product is annotated as fungal specific transcription factor domain-containing protein. The record is from RefSeq and is a predicted model, not a curated record. NCBI's taxonomy places the organism in Eukaryota, Fungi, Ascomycota, Eurotiomycetes, Eurotiales, Aspergillaceae. Gene Ontology annotation, cellular component: nucleus. The transcript is spliced from 4 exons. Gene Ontology annotation, molecular function: RNA polymerase II cis-regulatory region sequence-specific DNA binding; zinc ion binding; DNA-binding transcription factor activity, RNA polymerase II-specific. The annotation marks the transcript as partial. Gene Ontology annotation, biological process: positive regulation of transcription from RNA polymerase II promoter by galactose; DNA-templated transcription.